AUGAGUUUGCCUUUGCCCAAUUUUCUUUUUUAGAGGACAUUAUAGACAUGUGUUUUGCUGCUUCAUUGAACAGAAAGUGGAUACCUGGUUUAAAUAACAGUCAGGCGUUUAAACAUUUUUUGUAAAUACCGUAUUUGUAAAUUUCCUUCUUGCUUCCCGAAGCAACAUAGGGGGGUUUAGGGGAUUUCUCUUUGUUGAAGACAGAUGGCGCUGCGUGUUCAACUAAUGCGGUCUUACCAGGGCAGCUCAGUCCAGAACGAAACAAAAGCAAGUCCCGAUUUGUUGUAUUGACCUUAUUCUUCAAUGCGGAAGUGUGCGCGUUUUUGCGAUUGUUUUAGAACUUCCGAUUCAGUUGCCUAUGGGAAAAUGACUAGGAAUAAUCAACGGCAAAAAACGGUCAAACUACUUACUCUACAAACAAGUGUUUGCAUUAGAAUACAGACAAAGUAGAAUAAUAUAAUAAGAAAAUAUCAGUUUGCAACACCAAGCAGCAAAACGAGCUGUUUUUAACGUUUAAAAAUGAAUGGAAGUGAAUGAGACCGGAAGUUUCUAGCCAAAAUGAUUCAAAUGGCCGCGCCCACUCGUACGCGGAGAAUAAGGUUAUUAGGCUAGCUGUGGCUACUGUUACAUUUACGUUGACACAACCUCAGUUUAUUUCUUAAUAUAUAUAUAUAUGACAUUCGUUUCGAUGUUAUAAGCCAAAAGAUGGGUCCAGGGUAGUUAAGUGUGCUAAGGUGACUGAAAACUGACGGAACAGCACCAAUAAAAGUCUCAUAAAAGUCGUGCUUAUGUUUCACUCUAGGCGGCGCGCGCACACGAGUUUGCUCUCUCUCUCUCUCUCUCUGUCGACUCAACUCAUCCCCGAGGACUCUUGUUCUUAUAAGACCUGUCGUUUAUCUUCAAAGCUCCGUGUGUUUUGAGGAAUUUUGUUCAAAGUUAUUUUUAUUCCUAUUUUGUCUGUUUUAGUUUAGUUUUUAUUCCUAUUUGUUUUGUUGUAAAGUAUACGAAGAUGAUUUGCAUGUUUGCAGUGCUGUGUUAUCCUUUGUACCUCACUGGUGUGUCUGGUGCUGAUGGAUUAGUGUCAGUGAUUGAGGGAGAUUCAAUCACUCUAAAGCCUCGUGUCGCUGACAUACAGAAAAAUAUGUUGAGUUAUAAGUUUGGAGCAGAAGGUGCCCUCAUAGCUCUCAGAGAUGGGAAUCACAGCUCAGUAAAUUAUGAUGUCUCUGAGAGAUUCAAAGGCAGAUUACAUCUAGAUCAGACUGGAGCUCUGACCAUCAGUGACAGCAAAACCACAGACUCUGGACUUUAUGAACUAAAUAUCAUAGGAGGAAGAGAAGAUCAAGUCAAGACAUUUUGGGUCACUAUCUAUCCUCGUCUACCUGCUCCUGCAAUUAUCAGAAAUUGCCCACAAUAUUCAUCUUCAUCUAUAUCUGAACAUUCAGAGGUGUCCAGAUGUGUGCUGCUGUGUUCAGUGCUGAAUGUGAGUAUUGUGAGUCUCUCCUGGUACAAAGGAAACAGUUUAUUGUCCAGCAUCAGUGUGUCUGAUCUCAGCAGCAGCAUCUCUCUACAUCUGGAGGUGGAAUAUCAGGAUAAAAACACCUACAGCUGUGUGGUCAAUAACACCAUCAGCAACCAGACCACACAUCUGGACAUUAACACACUCUGUCAACCAUGUGAUGAGAGCCUAUGCUGUGGUUCUGUCGAAGGUGUGAUGAGAUUGGUCAUCUCAGCUCUGGUGGGCAUGGCUGCUGCUGCUUUUGUGGUUGAAGACAUAAGAUCCAGAAAGGGAGAACAGGACAGCAGGGAGGAGACACGCUGUUAACAAUCUUUGCAAAUUACACCGCAUUAUACUGUAUUAUGAAUUAGGGCUGUGCAAUUAAUCAAAAAUUUGGUUUCGAUUUUGGCUUCUAACGAUUAUGAAAAAACAUUAAUCAAGAUAAAACGAUUAUUGCAUCAUAUACCGCCCCCUUUCCAGUUGUAUACAUUUGUUGCUCUGCAAAGCUCAGUUUCACGUGAACAUUACUAAAAGCAUGUACUGUAAUUUAACGUUUGCAGCGCAUAAUUCACUGAUGUACAUUCCAAUCAUUCAUGUUUUUAAAAGUGCGAGAGAGAUCACAUGCUGUUGUGUGUAUGCACUCAACCUCAGAGAUGAGCAGAGCACACACAUCUAAAGUCAUCUUAAUGUGAGCGCUUUCAUGGUCAAAUAGGUGUCAAAAUGCGGUGUUUAGUCAUUUUUCAUAUUAACCCUCAUUUGUGUAAU
Danio aesculapii is the source of this 2260-nucleotide messenger RNA. RefSeq lists its product as uncharacterized. NCBI's taxonomy places the organism in Eukaryota, Metazoa, Chordata, Actinopteri, Cypriniformes, Danionidae. The coding region runs from base 1010 to 1822 and encodes 270 amino acids. The record is from RefSeq and is a predicted model, not a curated record. The transcript is spliced from 4 exons.